AUGAGUCAAUCUGUGGCUCAACAAGAGACAACUGUGUCCCGAAAGGACAAGAGACGACACAAUUUUGAAUCGCGUGUGAACAAAAUUGCACACAGUUUCAAACUGGACCGAGAUCUGCACUACCGCAACAGACUGACGUCGUUGCAAACCACACUUACUACGUUGCAUCAGGGCAACAACCGCGAUUAUGUACGCACGCUCCGUGAUUUUGAAGAGCAACGAGACCUAGAACUUGUGCGGUUACGACUUUUCGAAGAGUACCGCGUGAAAAGGUCGGAAAUCGAGUUUCAAGAGGAGAUCGAAAAGACCAAAGAAGAGCACGAAAAGUUCAUCAAGAUUUGCAAAGAGAAGUUAUACGAGUCGAUUGAUCAUAAGAUUAAGAAGUUGCAAGAGGAACGACUUCUGAUGGACGUGGCAAACAUGCAUUCGUAUUCGAUGGACUACAUGCGAGGCAAUUACCACAAGAACACUAGAAGCGCAGCAGCAAGCGCAUGGGACUCGUCACCAACCGAAGUGAACCGCGAACUUUCUGCCAACGAAAGUGCGACGGAUACUGGCACAGAACGCAGAUCUUUGAGACGUCGGUUCGCAAUGACAACUGCAUCACGUGCUCUAGCCGACGAUCAAGAGUAUCAAUCCGCGGCACGCGAGAGCUCUGCUAUCGGCAACACGUCCAAUGGCAACUCAGAUUCUGAGUUUUUACAAGGUUUGAGCGAUUCUACAGACUUGCAAAGUCUUUUGUUCGGAGACAAGGAGCCUGAAAAGAAAAAGACCCGUUCUGCGCAACGGUACUCUACAAAGGCAGCGCCACCGCUGCCCUCAUUGAAAGCUGACGAAGUCAACGAAGAUAUCGCAUUGAUCCGGUCUCUCGCAGGGCUUCAGCCGUCACCUUUUAAGAACUAA
Lachancea mirantina is the source of this 903-nucleotide messenger RNA. NCBI's taxonomy places the organism in Eukaryota, Fungi, Ascomycota, Saccharomycetes, Saccharomycetales, Saccharomycetaceae. The record is from the annotation of a GenBank genome assembly.